UUAGCUGAUAAAAUGUACACUUUUCAAAUGUGCAUUAAGGUUUUCAUAAGCACGAGCAUUCUAUUGAAAAAUGUACAACAGCUUUGUGGACUAUCCUUACCUAUCCCGACAGAAUUGGACGCGGAGGAUUUAGGUGAGGUGGUCGUGAGUUUGAAAGAAGACAGCGGACGUUACAAACGCUCAACGGACGGCGUGUCAGUUCCCGCCAAAAAUAUCCAGCUCAUUUUCCCAUUUAAUGAGGGGGUAGUGGACCUCCAUUUGAUCCGAACGGACGAGCAAUCAGUGAAUGUACCUGUGUAUACCACAAGCGACCGAGGAGAUAUAGUCAGACAGUACAUACAAGACAAAAAUAAUGUGUUUUUCUACCAAGACGAAAGUAAAUUUGCAGCUUUCUAUCUAGAAACCACGAACUCUACUUCUUGUGUUUUUGGAAGCUUUGAAGAUAAAUCUCAGGAAUAUUUUCUGGAACCCAAGGACAGAAAUUGCGAUCCGCGAAAUUCUCCGUUGUUCAAAGUACUAAAAAUCAAGCACACCAAUAUCCAGUAUGCUGAUAGUGUUGUAAUGGAUAAACUUCCUAACCGACUGCCUGUGUCUCAGAAUUCUGAAGCAGACAGACAGAGGAGGUCUACACCAGAGUACAAGAUAGAAAUGCUGCUAAUAGUCGAUUUCUCCGUGUAUAAUUAUUGGUACACACAAAGUACGGCGUCAACUUCUGGAGAAAAAGACACAGAGGCAAAGGCUAACAUCAGACAGUUUUAUGCCUGGGUCAUCAACGGGAUGGAUGUAAGAUACAAGAACAUUCAGACCUCAGCAUACACUAUAUCUAUUGUCUUCUCCGGAAUUUAUAUAGCAGAUCAACCGUCUAAAUCGCCCUUCACUGAAAAUAACAAAGAUUCAUCCACUCCAACGCCAAAAGUGGUCGCCGGCACCGUUCUCGAUGACGUCACAUCCUGGGUCCAGAGCAGUUCCGGUCUGCCAAGUCAUGAUCAUGCUAUGAUGUUUUCGAGGUAUGAUUUCACUAGUAGUGGAUCAAGCAGUAAUGCAGGAUUGGCCUGGGUAGGUGCCGUUUGUACCACACGAAGUGUAUCUAUUGUAGAGGACCACUUCAACUUCAUCAUAUUGACAGUAGCAGCCCACGAACUAGGUCACAGUUUGAGUGCUGAACAUGAUGGGACAAACAAUGCGUGUAAUGGCGCAGACGCGUACAUAAUGGCUGCCUCGUCUUCCACUCCUGAUAAUACAAACCCAUGGAAAUUCUCCUCCUGCUCCACUACAUAUUUCACCAACUACAUCAACACACUUAACAGCGGAAGCGGAAACUGUAUGACGUCAUUAAGUACUAGCUUUGACCCAACUGCUCUGAGCCAAUACACCAGUUUACCUGGCCAAAUCUAUGACGCGGAUGCAAUGUGUAAACACAUUGUUGGACCAGGAUCAUCAUUCUGCCAAUUUCCAUACAGCUACAACUUUGCUUCGUUAUGUACCACACUGUGGUGUUAUAAAACAGAUGGGAGUGGACAGUGUGAAUCAGCACUGGGAGGGGAUGGUCUGCAGUGUGGAAAUAGAAAGUGGUGUAUAUCAGGAGAGUGUGUUUAUGAUGACUGUGCUCCAUCUGGGGAUGAAUCUUGUUUGUUUGGUGACAGAAGCGGGGUUAUAAUUAAUUUUAAUGGAGCAGAUAAAACAUGUGCUGACAUUGACAAUGAACCAUCUAUCUGUUAUGCGGAAGGAGUAGGCAAAAAAUGCUGCAAGACUUGUGGCAAGUACAGCACUGGAAGGCAAGGAUGUGAAUAUGGUGAUACAAUUCAAGGAUGUACCAGUGCUUAUUGUCCUCAGUAUGGGGAUUCUUUCUGCUGUGGAACUUGCUACACUGGAACAACUUGUUUGAAGUUGACAGCUCUUUAUCGAAGAAGGCUUGGUAGACGGUUCAAAAGGUGUAGAGUAAGGAGAGUAAGAAAGGGAAGUUUGAACGUUGAAUAUGACGUCAUUACUGAUGAUGAGGCAGAAGCUACCUUGGAUGUGGUGACCGUUGCUAAAGACUUAGUGUAUGGGAAAGAAAACGUGACUUACGAUGGACAGGAAGCACCAGUGUCGUCUGCUGCUUAUGUUGACACUUCCGGGAAUAAUGUAAAUAUAAGCAUCACCACAACAGGAUGUGAACUUCUUGAAUCUUCUGAGCCCUGUAGUUCAGGGUAUGUCUGUUAUGAAGGGGAGACGGGACCCUAUUGUCGAUCCUCAACGAAUUAUGAUCAACAAAUGUUGAUUAUAAUAAGUGCCGUGGUCGGGGCGGUGUGUUUAAUCAUUACCACAGCAGUCAUUCUGGUGUUGUGUUUAUGUUGUAAAAAGCAGCAAAAGAAGGAAGAAAAACACCGUUAUGGCAUUGAAAAUCCAGCAAUGAUACCGGACGAGUUUUACACUAAUGGUCGACUAAAAUAUGAAAUGGACAGCAAUAGGAGCUAUGACUCCACGGGUAUGAGCAGUCCAUUCUACGGUAGGAGGUGGUACCCUGGCUACAGUGAUGUGGCGCCUAAUGGCACGUGGCAUCAACAGCCAAUGAACAAUGCCAAAUACUCAAUACCAAGGCCUAAAUACUAGUAGAAAAUUAGAAUUUUAGAACUAUCAUUCAAUAAAUGCAUUUUUAAUUUUUUUUUUAAUUCAUGCUGAGUGUUCAUUAAUGUAACCCAUUUAAUAUAUAUUAUAUUUACCGAAUUCUAGAGAAGCAACACGUG
Molecule: messenger RNA, 2726 nt
Organism: Saccostrea cuccullata (small rock oyster)
Lineage: Eukaryota; Metazoa; Mollusca; Bivalvia; Ostreida; Ostreidae
Product: A disintegrin and metalloproteinase with thrombospondin motifs 6-like
Exons: 21
Coding region: 13-2592 (859 amino acids)
Biological process (GO): proteolysis
Molecular function (GO): metalloendopeptidase activity
Source: RefSeq, a predicted model, not a curated record